GUCAGAGGCAGCAGGAUGCCCGAGGCACGGUUCAGGGACCACUUCUGGAGUACAGAUCUGACAAGCACAGUUGGCUAUGACAGCAUAAUUCAGCAUCUGAAUGAUGGCAGGAAGAACUGCAAAGAGUUUGAGGACUUUCUGAAGGAAAGGGCAAUAAUAGAAGAAAAAUAUGGCAAAGAGCUCAUUAACUUGUCAAAGAAGAAGCCCUGCGGACAGACAGAGCUGAACACACUAAAGAGAUCCCUAGAUGUUUUCAAGCAACAGAUAGACAAUGUGGGACAAGGUCACAUCCAGCUGGCACAAACCCUUCGGGAAGAAGCAAAGAAAAUGGAGGAAUUCAGGGAAAAGCAAAAACUGCAUCAGAAGAAGAUAGAGCUGAUAAUGGAGGCAAUUCACAAAACCAGGAAUCUGCAGUACAAGAAGACCAUGGAGGCUAAGCGGCUCUAUGAGCAGCGCUGCAGGGAUAAGGAUGAGGCGGAACAAGCUGUGCACCGCAAUGCAAACAUGGUUACACAGAAGCAGCAGGAGAAGUUAUUCCUCAAGCUGGCUCAGACAAAAUCAUCUCUGGAAGACUCUGACAGGAGUUACCGGCAGAGCGUUACCACACUGGAGAAGAUCCGGGAAGAAUGGCAGAAAGAGCAUGUCAAAGCUUGUGAGUUCUUUGAGACUCAGGAGUGUGAGCGGAUCAACUAUUUCCGCAAUGCCCUCUGGCUUCAUGUCAACCAGCUCUCCCAGGACUGCGUCCAGAAUGAUGAAAAAUACGAGGAAAUCCGCAAGAGUUUAGAACUGUGCAGCAUUGAAAAGGACAUUGAUUUUUUUGUAAAUUUACGCAAAACUGGAAGUUUGGCACCAGCUCCUGUUGUUUAUGAAAACUACUACAAUACACAGAGAAAUCCAGCUCCUGUGAGAAGUCCAGUUCCCAUGCCUAUAUCAAGGAGGGCACCUCUACCUACCCCAGCCAGCGCACCAGAUGAGCCUGAUUAUGCCACAGUUGAUGGCUACAGUUUGAUUCAUCACUAAUACUCACAGUACUCCAGGCAGAAGACACUGUUGGUCUGGCUAGGGUGGUGGUGUUUCCAGUUACUCCCAACCACACAGAGCUGAAGUGCUUCGCUGUUUCAGCAAAGUAUUUGAGGACUCGGAUAAUUAUUUGUACAUUCAGAAAGUGCCUAUUAAAAAUCUGUGCAUUUGAUCAGCAAACUCCUCGGACAGAUAACCCAUCUUCACACUCGGGGGAAGAAAAGGAAUCUAAGCGAUGGAUCCAGAUGCAGGGGCCAUCUGUGUCAGAAGAAGUUUUUGAUUCGAAAUUCUUCUAAAGAGCAGCCAUCUGGAAGAGGCUGGAGAUAAACAAGAAGUCAUAUGUGCUGAGGGGACUGCUGCACAAUGCUUUGGGAAACUGGCUUAUGUUUAGGGCAUAUGUAUCCCACUCAUAUCUCAGGUUAAGUUUUUCCCUGUUUCUCAAAUCCUUCAUUAAUGGUGAUUGAGCUUGUAAUUUAGGUUUAAUUUUGGCCAUAUCUCUCAGGGAGCUCACUUAGAGGAGCACUAACAAUAGACUGUGUGUCCGGCUUAGCUGUAGAUGUGCUCCAGGCUUACGUGCUGAUCCUGGAAGCUGAUUUGCAUUUUGCCUAAUGCAGCAGUCUACAGCAUAGCUACUCAGUGAGAGACUGUGCUGCCACAAACCUACACCCUGUAGUGUUGCUUAAAAUCUGGAGAAGCUGGUCAGCUCUUCAACCACUUCUCUAAUGAGGCACCUGCAGAUUUUUAGGUUCAUGAUAUAGCUUGUACCUGCUAGACUCUGCAGACCCUCACUUGAUUAACAUCUGGUAAAGAAGUCCUCUGCACUUCUUGUGACUAAAUAUCACUGCAAAUAGACUUAGCUACUAAUGUUGGGCUGGAGCCCUGAAACUCAUUUUCUGACCAGAUCUCCUCAAAGUUCUUGCUUUUUUUUUCUUUAUCCAUGAUCAUGAAUUUGAUUCAGAAACUCAUGUACUGCAAGGAUGCUGGUCUCUCUCAUAUCCCUAUGUGCAGCAUGGCUUAACUGCUCCCCAGUGCCUUAUGACAUAGGGAUGCAGGAGAAGGGGACAAGUAUACAGUUUAGCUCUUUAAACCUGGUGCCAGGUGACUAACUUUGGAGCAACGGGAGCUGCUGAUAUAUGAUGUGUUUCAAGUUGAAUCUGCAUUACUUCAGUGCAUGUCUAAGCCAAACAGUCCCUGGAGCUUUUACUGUAUUUUCUUGUGCGGGAAAGAUGACAAUGAGCUUAAACAUUUCUCCUACUGUAUUCCAAUGGACCAUGCAAAGUGCACAUCCAAGUAAUCAGAUGUCCAUUUUCAUUUCUGAAAGACCAAGUGUACAAAUAUUCUUCUGAAGUACCCUGCUGUAAUCUGAG
Melopsittacus undulatus (budgerigar) is the source of this 2387-nucleotide messenger RNA. It is a transcript of the gene PSTPIP2, whose product is annotated as proline-serine-threonine phosphatase interacting protein 2. Gene Ontology annotation, biological process: actin filament polymerization. Gene Ontology annotation, molecular function: actin filament binding. The transcript has 15 exons. NCBI's taxonomy places the organism in Eukaryota, Metazoa, Chordata, Aves, Psittaciformes, Psittaculidae. The record is from RefSeq and is a predicted model, not a curated record. The coding region runs from base 16 to 1020 and encodes 334 amino acids. Gene Ontology annotation, cellular component: plasma membrane; cytoplasm; actin filament.